This is a messenger RNA of Saccostrea cuccullata (small rock oyster), 4474 nucleotides long. RefSeq lists its product as uncharacterized. Gene Ontology annotation, molecular function: guanyl-nucleotide exchange factor activity. Lineage: Eukaryota; Metazoa; Mollusca; Bivalvia; Ostreida; Ostreidae. The record is from RefSeq and is a predicted model, not a curated record.
CAAAGUGAAGUGCUAUGCUGAAGUUAAUUCAUCCUGUGUGUUGAGUAGCAUAAGCAAACGUAGUAUUCGCACAUGAUGGACAAGUAUUAUGUGUGCCUUAUGAAUUUAUCAAAGGUUCUGUAUAGACAAGAACCUUAAAGUUCUCUUAAUACAUUUAUUUUUCUGUGAGAAUUUUUCACAGAAUUCUGUGAUAAAUGAAGAAAACUGUUAUUCAUCAUGGUGACUUAAAGGAAAGCAUGGUGCCUGACUCGGAGGAGAUCAGGAAAAUGGCGAGAAAGAAAAUGAGGACAGGGUUUACGAAAAUCAAAAUGUACUUAAAGGAGCCACGGAGUAGUGAUGAAAUGUGGUGUAUUUUCAGAGUGGCUACCCUGGGAGAACCACCGCCAGUAGAGGAAGAAAAGGCGGGAAAUGAACACAAGUCAGAGGUCAAGGAAAAUAAUAGGAUGGAAAGAAAGGCAGAGAAUUCUCAGGAGGGGGGAGGAGACAGGAGUGACAAAGGGGCCAUGGAGCAAAUUCAGCUGACAGAACAGAUAGCAAUGGUUCAGGACAUGGUGCAGGAGAUGAAGCUGAGUUUUACGUCGGCGAUGGAGGAGCUGGCCAAGACACAGUACGGUGACGAGUCCCUACAGCAGCAACUAUCAGCUGACCGCGAGAGCAAUCUACGACAGAUCACAGAACUCACCGACCUAGUCAGAAGUCUCAAGUCAGAGGUAGACUCAAUCAAAACAGAGCUAAAAGGAGUUGUAGCAACACAGAAAACCUGGGAAGAAAAGUUUAAAGCAGAAAGGUCUCAUUUAUUGGAGUCCCAUGCACCAGAUUCUUCCCGGAAAGAUGUGGCUCCUAUGGUUCAACCCUACCUAGCAAGUCUCAGUCAGCAAAAAGCCUCAGAAGACUGUGAUACCCACUCGGUGACUGCCCUGGCCUGUAAGAGCCUCAAUCUAUCACAAGCUCUCCACGAGAAGUGUCUACACCUGGAACUGUCCUCCAGUGAUGAGGAGGAAACUCUUAGAAAUCUGCAGAAUUCUGGAUUCUUUUUGGACAAAGAAGGAAGCUAUUACCUUGAUGAUAAACAUGUUCAUCCAAGGAAACUACCUCUCCAUGAAAGGGUGGUGGAAGAAGUACAAAGAGAGAAGGCGGCCCAGGAGAUUGUGGAAGCCGAGCGGUCCUACUGCUCUCAGCUGUGGACCCUGAUUGAUGCUUACAUGAACCCCCUCAGACAGGCUGAAAUCAUGACCCCCAGGGAGUUAUCUGCCCUCAUCCCCUCCUACAUCCCCCAGAUGUAUGAACAGCAUUGUCUACAGCUUCAUAAGAUGGAAGAGAGACUGGUGAAGUGGAAGAUCUCUGGCAUGUUAGGCGACAUCUUUGUCAAAAUGUUGGAGAAGCAAGACGGAGAAGGAUUGUCUUUAUAUAAAGAAUACAUUAAUGACUUUCCCUCUAUCAUCAAUAACAUGAAUCAAUGGUUUUCACAAUCACCUCACUUCAAAUCUCUCAUGGGGAGUUCAAAUUUAGCAUCUUCAAAUGUCAUACCACUAUUGUUGGAACCUUUACAACAAAUACCAAAAUACUCAUUAUUACUGAAGAACCUGUUAAAGCAUACAGCCGUGGAUCACCCAGACAGACAGUAUCUGGAGGCUGCCCUGUACAGCCUCAAAAGCUUCCUCUACAUCAUGAAUAAUGACAUUGAGCAUGCCUCCCAGUUCCUGAAUGUUUCCAGGUCUCGAGAGAGUGGAAAUUCGAUGCGAUCUCGUUCAAGUGGGAGCAGCGCUGAAGCUAAUCAGGUGUCCAGUGCGCGGGACAGUGGGAUUCAGGAGGAUGAGAGUCGUCAUCCAGCCUCACCAAACACCACUAGGAGAUAUGUCCUUCAAGUGUUGCGGGAGAGGAGAGAGAGGGAAGAACAGGGGUAUAGGGACCGCCCAGUGUCUGUCCCUUCUCACUCUCAUCAUACUUUCGGAAGUCAUCCUGAUUUAUCCUCACAGGAAUAUGUUGACUUCAUGAAUACGAGCAAAGAGAGCAGUGUCUACUUGCCUUAUCAAUCAGGACACAAGAUGUAUUCUUCUCUGUCAAAAAUACAGGCCAAGGUUCCAGAAAUUCGUAGUCCUGAGAAACCUCCAAGGAGAAUUAAAAUAAGAAGGCGACCUGAUAACCCAAAGAGUGCAAUAAGUUCAAACUAUCUUCGCCCUCUCACUCCACAUUUCCCAUUUUCCAGCACUCCAAGUCGGCCAGCCUUUGAUGAGCAGGAGAAUCUGAGACCCCCUCCAUCAACUAGGAGGGGUAGGGCCAGACCAGCAAGUUCCAUUGAUUUCACGAACAGGGGGAGUGAAAGACGAGACCAGAUGUUAGAGGACUGGUCAUUUCAAGGGACAAGUCUCAACUCCCCCAGAGAUCAUCCAGGGGAGGGCAGGGCCAGGAACGAGCUUCACCUGUCUCUCCAGAGACUGCUGGCAGAGAGGGACAGGGACAGUAGUCAUAGAGAAGAAAACGAGCAGUAUUUCCAGCCCCUCAGUAUGUCCUCCGAGUCUGGAAGACCUGCUGAGGACAGAUUUGCCACCUCCUCAUACAAUGGUAUUCAGUCAAGUCGACCUGCCUUUCAGCAGAAGAUUGUGGAGGACUAUGGUAUCUAUGGUGAUGAGGAUGAUGAGGAAGACUAUGAUAAAGAGAGGAAUUUAUCUGGUUCUUUUCAUUCUCAUAAUAGUCCAGUAAAGGAACAACAUGACAAUCCUUAUGAGAACUAUCAUCAAAGAAGAGUUCUACCAGAGGUCAAGGUCAAGAAUGUGACCUCUGAGGUUCCUCAGGGGCGCAGAGAAAAACCUCUUCCUAGUCCAAGGAGAAAUGAAUCUCAAAAAUCUCGAUUGUCAGACACAUCCUCAAAAUUAUCAGUGGAAAGAAAAAAUUCAAGUGAAGCUGCAGGCAGCAAGCAGCUGAAGCCUGAACACUUGGUGCCAGCCCCAUCUGAUAACUCAACUGGUGUUGUAAAUAAGAAAAGGGACAUGCAGCUGUUUGAAAUUGAUGCUAAUGAGUACAUAGACAAUAAGAGGAACUCUUAUGUGCAGGCUGAAAAGCCUUCAGAGGAGGACCAUUCAUUUAAGGGAGAGGGUAUGAAAACCUCAGCUGAUAUUAACAAGAAUGGACUGAAACUGGAUGUGAAAGCUACAGAAAAUAUAUCAAUGAGGCCCAGCCAUCAAAACGCUGAAUCUGCCAGCCGACCUUCCUCAGAUCCUGUAACUCCUAGUGGUCCAGCACCAAAGAGUCCCAACAAAACUUCCAAGAAAUUGCCUGUUCCUAGUGGUCGAUUAAGUUAUCCAAAUUUAGACCAGAUGCCCUCAGCUUCCAAGAUUCCAUCCCCUCCUGUCACCCCCACAGAUGGAAAGAACCUGAAAGCUCUGGCGAAAGACACCAAAAUCCCCUUGUAUAUGCCAAAAAGAAAGGAUAAAGUUGGCAAGGGAUCAAAUGAAAACAUCUCCAAAUCCACAGAGGAUGUGUCCAAAGUGAAGAAAAAGACCAAGUUUGGGUCCAUUAAGAGUUUUUUUGGAAGAAAAAGGAAAAUAUUUAAAGAAUUUUCGUCAGCCCAGGAUCUCCGGGGAAUGGAAAAUUUCGAGGAUCUUAAUAAAAGUGACAACCUGUCCAUGGAAUGCUGGGUAGAGGAUGAUAUCGGAAUUCAUACUGAAAAUUUACAUUGAUCUGUAUUUUAAAAGAGUAUGAAUUUGAAAGAAAAGAGUAUAUUAAGUGGCCGCAUAUAUCUAUCUCUUCUAAUAAUUCAGAAGUAUAGGUGAAAUGUAAAUGACUGCCAUAUGAACAUUUAAAGUGCUACAGAAACUUGUCAUUGUACUCAGAUAAAAAAUCAGGAUGUUAUCAAACAAAAUAUUAAUCAUUUUCAUCAACCAAACUGAAUGAUGCAAUGGAGAAAAAAAACAAGUUUAUAUCAUGUGCUGCAUCUGACAUAUAUUCAAUCAAAUGAUUUAAACUUAUUUGAAUUACACAUGUACAUUUUUAAAGUGAUGAUCAGCGAUUUGUGUAGUACACAAGUUAUCUCGAGUAACUGCCAGCUAUUUUGAUUACUCAGACAUUUUCAAAGAUUCAAUGAUAUCGUCGAUCUACCAGGUAGAUACUGUAAGUUGUUCUUCUCUCUGAAAAAAAAAAGACACAGACUACACUUUAUUUGUGAACAACUAAAAUGCUGAAAAAGUUUCUGUGACCCUGCAGGGAUAAGAAAGAGCAUCUGAUAUUGUACAUGUAUUUAUUAUGCAAUCUUUUAUUAAUAAAAACACAUAGAUUUAUAAGGAUGUGUAAAUAAAUGGAAGCUUUAAUACAAAGUAUGUGUACCUGUGUCACAUGAUUGCUCAGCACUAUUUUUACUUUGAUGGUCUUCCAGAUCAACAGUGAGUUUUGUCAGCUAUGCAUUUUUUACUGUUAUUUUAAAUAUCAAGAUACAUGUAUUUGAUUUAUAUAUUUAUUGAAUAAAAAUGUUUUCCAAGUU